GCACUUUUCCUUGAAGUUCCCACCUUCUGGGGGCCCAAAAGGAGAAAAGCCCUUUAUCGCAAUGUUAGCAGCUGAUACCUUAUCCCCGACCCACCAAAGCCCCUAAUCUCGGCUUCUUCUCCUUCUCUCGACUCUGUCUGAUUUUCAUGGAGGAAGCAGUACUCGGCGUCGCCAUGGCCACCCACGCCAUCCUCGCCGCCGCUACCAUAUCCUUCUCCUCCCCUGCUCCUCUCCUUCCUCAUUCCUCUGCUCGCCCCUUCCACCCCGCCAUUAUCGCCCAACCCCUCAAGCUCCUCUUCCCCUCCCCCUCCGACGCCGCCGCUCCCAAGCCCCUCGCCGUGGUCGCCGCUCCCAAGCCCCUCGCCGUGGUCGCCGCCACCCAGAAGGCCGUCUCCGUCCUGAAGGGCUCCUCCCAUGUCGAGGGCCUCGUCACCCUCCUCCAGCAAGACGAUGGUCCUACAACAGUGUCAGUGCGCGUUACUGGACUAACCCCUGGACUUCAUGGCUUCCACCUUCACGAGUAUGGCGACACCACCAAUGGCUGCAUAUCAACAGGGCCACAUUUCAACCCAAGUAAUAUGACGCAUGGUGCUCCCAAAGAUGAAGUUCGUCAUGCGGGUGACCUGGGAAACAUAGUUGCCAAUGCCGAUGGAAUAGCUGAGGCGACAAUUGUCGAUAACCAGAUUCUUUUGAGUGGACCAAAUUCAGUUGUUGGAAGAGCCUUUGUGGUUCACGAGCUUGAGGAUGAUCUCGGGAAAGGGGGCCAUGAGCUUAGCCUUACGACUGGAAAUGCUGGCGGACGAUUGGCCUGUGGUGUUGUUGGUUUGGCUCCAGUUUGAUUGAUUCAAUUCUGUGUCCGAGCUAGCUUCGUCAUGCUUGCGCUACGGAGUUGUAGUACUAUGCAUUACUUGGAUCCAACAUUCCGGCAUGUUGGGUGAGUGUUUAGUCAUGCUUUUGAUCUCUCUACUUACAUUGUCUUCCUAUGCCAUCUUUAAGCCUUCAAGAUUAGAUACAUAAGAAAAUGUAUUCAUGUGCAGCUGUAACUAUUACUGUACACUGAAUUCUGUGUACUUUUGGUAGAAAACUUUAAUCCAUAUAAAAUCAUAUUCUUGUA
Messenger RNA from Ananas comosus (pineapple), 1114 nucleotides. Its product is annotated as superoxide dismutase [Cu-Zn], chloroplastic-like. The record is from RefSeq and is a predicted model, not a curated record. Bases 147 to 839 code for a protein of 230 amino acids. The transcript has 8 exons. Gene Ontology annotation, biological process: removal of superoxide radicals. NCBI's taxonomy places the organism in Eukaryota, Viridiplantae, Streptophyta, Magnoliopsida, Poales, Bromeliaceae. Gene Ontology annotation, molecular function: superoxide dismutase activity; copper ion binding.